This is a messenger RNA of Glycine soja, 1869 nucleotides long. RefSeq lists its product as uncharacterized. Lineage: Eukaryota; Viridiplantae; Streptophyta; Magnoliopsida; Fabales; Fabaceae. The record is from RefSeq and is a predicted model, not a curated record. Gene Ontology annotation, molecular function: DNA-binding transcription factor activity. The coding region runs from base 96 to 1604 and encodes 502 amino acids. The transcript is spliced from 2 exons.
CUAAGUUUUCAUUUUUUUUUUUUUUUGCUGAAUUCUAAAUCACUUCUUCUGCUUCUCUCCCAUCAAAUCUUGGGUUCCGUUUUGGUUGUCAAAAGAUGGAUCAAAAAGAUAAGCAUGCGGUUUCAGAUCAUCAUGGGUGGGUUAAAUCUUGCAAGAAAGAGAAGAUGAAGCAGCAACGAUCGCUUCUUCUGGGUUCUUGCCAAGCUGAGUUAGAAUCACCAUCUGCAGCGAAAAGCCCUUCACGAACGGUACGUGAGUGCAAUAUUUGCGGCAAGGUUUUCAGCAGCGGUAAGGCUUUGGGGGGUCACAGAAGAUCGCACUUUCAGAAGCACCAGAAGAAGGUAAAAGUCCGUUUCACUAAUCACUCAUCAAAAGAAGCUGGUGAUACCAGCAACAAUAUUAAUAGGGCUAGCAAUUGUGAUUAUGAUGCUGAUGAUGACGGAAAACGCGUUUGUUGCAUUUGCAAGAAGGAAUUCCCCACAAAGAAUGCUUUGUUUGGUCACAUGCGAUCUCACCCUGAGAGGUCAUGGAGGGGUGUGUCUCCUCCCACUCAUUUUCCCAAUAAGAACUCUUCGUCUUCUUCUUCUCUCUCUUCUUCUUUCUCUUUUUCUUCCCAUAAUUCUGAUUCUAUGGAGAAAAACAUGGAAGAGGAUCGUGAUGAUUAUGAUGAAUGUGUUGGUGUUGGAGCUGUUUGUGAUGGUGGGGGUAAUAGGGCUAUUGAUCUUUCAACUUUUACUUGCCCCAGUUGGCUUAAGACUGAUGUGAGAGGAAGAAAGUGUAUUGGGGCUUAUGAGGCUGCUGAAACCCUUGCUUACUUAAGUGUUUACUCUAAGUACUUUUGUGGUGAGUCUAAUGGGGUUUCUCCGAAGAAAGAUGAAGUGCGGCCGAAGAGUGCUCCACCUCUAAUCAAGCUUGGCAAAAGGAAGAUUAAUUUUAGUGGAUCGUCUUCAAGUAAGAAGCAUGAGGUGAAAAAGAUAAAAUUUUAUCUGAAGGGUGAAUUGAAAAUCGGAAAGAGAAAUGACGCGGAUGGUGAAGAUGAUGAUGAUGAGGAUGAGAAGUUGAAUAGGUGCAAGGGUUUAUCUGAAUCUGAGGUGGAAGAUGAGGAGGGUUUCGACAAUGUGAUCACUGAGGUGGUUGCUCCCGAUAGGAUGCAAGAUGACGUUGAUGAAAGGAAGGGGAAGAGGGUGGUGGAUCAUAAAGGGAAGAACAUUAAGAAACUGGUGCUGAAAUCUAUGGCAAAAGAGAAAGAGAAUGAGAAAGUUGGUGGCUACAAAUGUGGUGCUUGUGGGAAGAUUUUCUCAACUUUUCAAGGCUUAGGAGGACACAGAUCAGUCCACAAGGGGAAGAACAACAACACUGUAAUAAUCAUGGACGAGUCCAACCACAACCACUCCGAAGCUCUUGGUGAUCAAGAAAACAACUCUUCCAGCUCUAGUAACAUGCACAAGGUGGAUGAAGCACCGUUGCCAACCGACGAGACAAGAGUGAAUGAAGAAAUACCAGAAACACCACCAUUGCUGGCAGACGAGGCAUGUCAAUCUUCUUUAGGUGUCAAGAAAUUGGACUUUGAUCUGAAUGAAUUGCCUUGUGCUAUGGAGGAUUGAGCAAUUUGUAUAUUUCUCCAUUUUGCUAUAAUUAGAUGAUGUUUGAUAUCAAUCUUGCAACCUUGUUAACGUAAGUUUCAAUAGUUUAGUUUCUAGAAUUUUUAUGGUAGGCUCUAAGACUUAAGAGUUGAGGUAAAGUUAUUGGAGAAACUCUCUCUAAUUACUCAGGUACUGGUCUAAAGAAAGAAUUGUACCAAAGUUCUUAACUUUACUUGUGACCAUAGCAACUCUCCUUUGUUUUAUUUGAUUAAGCAUGUUUUUAGUU